CUCCACUCACCACUCGCCAGUGCUUUUUCUAUAGGAACUACUAUCAGCAAUAUCAUAGUCGAAUAUAGGACUAUAGAAAUAGGACUCUGAUGGACACAUACAUACCGUAGCCUUCUAAAUUGAACAGAAAUACCCAUCAAGCCUCACAAUACGGGAUAAUAUUACGGUCAAGUUAAGGUGCUGUCUAUCUUGCACCACGCACGGCGUUUAACUGACGGAAUGGAGGAUGAAGGGGCAUCGUCCGUGCCAACCUUCAAUUUGGGGAAUCGAGUCACUAAUUUAGGAAAAUAUUCGGUACUGACGGAUCGUGACCACUACUAUGACGAUGAAGUUAUUAGUUGUACAGCAAAAGUACACUUUUAUAAGGGAGAAGAAAGAGUACGGAAUCUUAAUUUCGUACUGUAUGCUAGGAUAGUUUAUUACUAUCCGGGUACUGGGCGCGUGAAAACAGCUAGGAAGAUUAGCAUGCUCAAAGAGCCGUUGCAGGUGUCACUUGUCGAACAAGGUGUAGAUCUCGAGUACGCGGCGACUUUCGCAGUGCCAAUCUUUACGCCGCCAGCCUUCAAUACACGCCAUACAGUUGCACUCAGCAGUAUAUACGUUGUAGUCAUAAUACGGGUCAUUUGGACUGUUGAGUUGGUGGGAGAAGUUAUCAAUGCGUUCUCUCUGGACCACUGUGACCCAGAGGUAGCCGCACAGGAUCACACAUUACUUGUUCUUGCCUACAAGGAAAUCGAUAAACGCACUGUAUAUCAAUCUGAUUGCAUGCACGCGACGGUGGAAGGCAUUUCAACACUUUCCAAAAGGAGCUUCCAACCGUCACGCUCAUCACUCUGGUCACGGAGACAGCGGUCAACUAUUUCUGGUGUGCGUCGACCAUCUCUUUCUACAGGUGACGUUAGGGAAACAGAGCAGUCAGAUCAAAGCCUGAAUGGAAACUCUCACCAAAGUUCACCGCAACAUCCACCGCAAAGAUCGAACACAUCGAGUGGUUAUGAAGUACCAAUACUCGAAGUGAGAAGAAACAGGCGGGGUCGCGGUUAUACAGUAAACGACCUUCCACCUCAACCGGCAUCGGUUAGUGGUAAUCCGAGACGUGUGACGGGCUCACCAGGUCCGGGUCGUGUGCGUAGAUUGCGGGCUGCAACUACUUUGGACUGUUUCACACUAUCACCUGGGGCGACGACCAUGGCUACGAUACCUUCGAAUUCAUCUGCAUUCCCUGAAGCACGUGACAAUGGAGUAGUUGGCCGAUCACGUGCGGCGACGGCGUCCCAGAGCGAUAGACGGGUAGUAUACGAAGGAGGAUCAGCUCCGAAUUCUACCGUUGCACUCGGUUCGCCUGGCUCGAUAGAUUUUUCUACCACGAGCGCAGCGAGUGAGAACAACACCGACGUGGCAAGGGUUGUGUCAGACGGGGAUGUAGCCUGUGCUGAGCCGGAAAGUGGUGUCCAAACGAAUGCUCCUAACUUACAGGUGGUUACGGUUAGAGAAUCGCUAAGAGACAAUCAAACUCAAAAUACCUACGAUGAACUACGCCAACGUUCCAUUAUUGAGGAAAGGCAAGUUCAAAGCACAGCGAAAUCGACGCCCGUGACCAAAGCGCAGUUACAGUUCAUGUAUAAAUUGCAAGACGAUCUUGCGCUGCGAGAGAGUGACACAGCGAUGGAAAAUUUGGAGUUGGACAAGAUUCUGGAGACGGAUUUCGGUAAAUACAGUGAGGUCACUCAGGAUAAUUACAUUAUCAUGCGGUGCAGUAUCAGGGAACCUGGCACACUGAGUAACAACAAACCAUUCGGUAUUGAAGUAUCGGUUUUAACGAGUUCCAGAGUCUUGGUGGCAAGGGCGGUAUCCGCGAAACUGAUACAAACCACUACGUACAAUCUGAAUAAUAAUUACACUGCUAGUUUUGCCAGCUGCGUGGUGGCUAGGGCAACGAAAAAAUUGAGUAUCAAAACAAUCGGCAGGAAAUUGAAGCCUGUUCAAACGCAUACACUGAUACUUGACCCAGCGUGUCCGAAAAAGCCCAUUUUCACCAACAAUUUCUCUAGUGAGGGAGUGAGAGGGGAUGUGCCUGCACCUACGGCAGAAGUCGUAGAUACUAUGGAGACGCUUCUAGUUUCCGUUGAAUACACUGUGCAAGUGAAAUGCCGCGUCUGGGGAGGGCCUGAUAUAGUGUGUGAUAUACCUAUAGUGUUAGAAAGCUGUGGUAUCGAAACUAUGCCGGAUCAAUCGGGCGUUCAGGAUUAUUCUGUGGACGAUUUUAACGCUGGCAGGGGUUCAACCAGUUCUGGCUGCUCUGACCCACUGAGCAUAUCAACGGUGAACGAUAACGCACCUUCUGGUCCACCUUCAGCUAGUCGGCGUUUGCGUGAUAUGUCAACUAAUACGGGAGAAGUUACCAGAGACCCUUUGCGAGUGAACUCGCCCCGUCAGGUGGACACUUCCAGUCAACUUCCGGACUAUGAAGUCAUCAAUGAGGAGAGUACAAAGUCAUUCGGACCGCUAGGGAGACGAGCAAGCGAUCUUAAAGCAGUCACAUCUCAAAGGACGCGUUCCCUAAGUAGCGGCGGUCUAAAGUUGUCCUCGUUGUCCAGUCUACCAGGACGCUUGAAACGUAAAACAUCUGGUAUUGCCUCAAGGUUGAGUGUGACGAGUAUAAAUGAUGCAGAUAGAAAGUUGUUUAGUCGUGAUUUGGAACCCAUUCCGGCGGUCCCAACCGCGCUAUGCUUAGAGGCAGAAGAUACACCAUAUACGCCGCGUGCACCGAGGCGGGAGUCAUUCUUUCUUGACGGAGUGGAAUUGCCUAAUUACAUGGAAGUUUUAAGCUCGCAAGCUCAAUAGAUCACAUCGAUUUGUUCUCGGUGGUGGCUGUGCUCUUCAUUAGUUCACCAUAUUUAUCUGCUCGAUGCGCAUUCACGCGUGACGUAUAAUAAAAUAUACGGGUCAAGGAGGGUAGUCAAAUAGUGCACCAUAAUUUCUGCUCGAUGUGCAUUCACGCGUGACUUACAGUAAAAUAGACGGGCAAAGGAGGGUAAUCAAAUUGUACCAUCAGUGCAAAGAAUUUCAUUUUUGCUGCUCAAUGGCGGUUGCAAAUGAGAAUGAUCGAUUCGGAGAGAUCUAGAAUGGCUAUAGGAUAUUUCACGAAGGGGUAUUAAUAUAGAUUAGUGCUAUGUGAAAGCGAGGUAUUCCAUGAAUUGGUGAUUUACGAGGUUAAACAUUGGGUUUCAGAUUACGUAUUCAGUGUUUUUACUACGGCAGUGCGUGCCAUUAAAAGCUUUUAAAAUAUCGCCUCGACAUAGAAGGAUUAAAUGGUCCGACAUACGGAAAGA
Messenger RNA from Sphaeroforma arctica JP610, 3332 nucleotides. RefSeq lists its product as hypothetical. NCBI's taxonomy places the organism in Eukaryota, Ichthyosporea, Ichthyophonida. The record is from RefSeq and is a predicted model, not a curated record. The coding region runs from base 220 to 2844 and encodes 874 amino acids. The transcript has a single exon.